AUGGAUUGUCCUCAUUCAUCGGUAGAAAAUGUUCUUGAAAAAGCACUUCGAACAUAUGAAGAAAGUGAACGUUCAUUAAAAUCAAUUUGUAAUUCAGUUGAACAAGAAAAUAAUGAAUUAGAAGAUCAAUUAAAAAAUCUUCAAACACAUCAAACAACAUUAAUUAAACAAUAUCAUUUAAUUAAAGAAAGUCUUCAUCAAAUUCGAGGUGAACAUGCAAGAUUAGCUGAACGACAACUAGUCAUUGAUCAACAAACAAAUCAAAUACAACAACGUUAUGAACAAGUUAAAAAUGCUUUGAAAAAAAUAAUUUCUUGUGCAAAUUUAACAAGUGAAGAUUUUUCUGAUGAAACAUUUUCAAUGUUAGGUUUUAAAUUAAUUCGAAUUGAUGACGAAAGACGUUUAACAAAUGAUAUUGGAACUGAUUAUGAUCCACCAACACCUUUUUCAUCAAAACGAAAAUUAAAUCAUCAAAAUAAAGAAUUUGUUUCAACUGAAUUUCAUCAUAAACAUCAUAAAACGAAUUCUUCUUCACAACGAUCAUCGAAGUAA
This is a messenger RNA of Rotaria sordida, 552 nucleotides long. The record is from the annotation of a GenBank genome assembly. NCBI's taxonomy places the organism in Eukaryota, Metazoa, Rotifera, Eurotatoria, Philodinida, Philodinidae.